AUGACAACUCGACAGCGGAUCGUUAAGGUUGACGGCAGCCAGCCGACGGAGGUGGAGAAGGAAGUGGACCGGUGCCUCGCAGACAUUGAGUCGAGCGCCCAGUCUGAACUGCGGGCCGAAGUGGCAGAGCUGACCAUCUGCGCAGUCAAGCCCGUCGAAGUGCCCGCCUCGGGGAAGACGGCGCUGGUGAUUUUUGUGCCCUACAGGGUUUACAUGAACGUGGUGAAGCGGAUCCACGCCAGGCUUGUGCAGGAGCUCGAGAAGAAGCUCAAGAGGCACGUUGUGAUUAUUGCGCAGAGGAGCAUCGUGGGUCUCGACUAUAAACGCAAGAACCUCAAGGUCCGCCCGCGAUCCAGGACCCUCACCAACGUGCAAGAUGCGAUGCUGGAGGACAUUGUGGCACCCUCUGAGGUUGUCGGCCGCAGGUGGCGCGUGCGCGCUGAUGGGUCUAAGCUGAUGAAGGUGCACCUUGACCCCAAGGACAAGGCAAAAGACAACUUGGAGGAGAAACUGUGGACUUUCGCUGCUGUAUAUAAACGCCUCACCAACAAGGACGCUGCAUUCCUCUUCCCAGAACACGUAUAUUGA
Molecule: messenger RNA, 588 nt
Organism: Eimeria necatrix
Lineage: Eukaryota; Apicomplexa; Conoidasida; Eucoccidiorida; Eimeriidae
Product: 40S ribosomal protein S7, putative
Exons: 4
Coding region: 1-588 (195 amino acids)
Biological process (GO): ribosomal small subunit biogenesis; rRNA processing; translation
Cellular component (GO): cytosolic small ribosomal subunit; small-subunit processome; 90S preribosome
Molecular function (GO): structural constituent of ribosome
Source: RefSeq, a predicted model, not a curated record